CGACCGACACAAACACGGCCGAACCCGUUUUGGCUCAAUUCGAAGAUCUUCUGGCACAUUGCUCUCCCUAGGGUUUCCUUGGGAAGGAUCAUCGGGACACCGAGGAGGGCUUCAAUUCCUCGAGGUCGAGGUUUUAGCGCUUUUCCCGAGUGUUCAUCGCUGGGAUUUUUGACGUUCUACUCUUUGUUCUGAUUUAUUUUGACGAUAAGAUCUUUGUGCACUGUAUGCUCGUUUGCUUGUGCGAGUGAGACUUGGAGUAAAGGUGUUGCUUUUUUUAGCUGUUCGGAGUUGGGGUUUUAAGUAGGCCAAUGGAGGACGACACAAAUGCCAAAAAAGAAGAGGAGGAAUUCAAUACAGGACCUCUCUCUGUUCUGAUGAUGAGUGUCAAAAAUAAUACACAGGUGCUUAUCAAUUGCAGGAACAACAAGAAGCUACUUGGCCGCGUGAGAGCUUUUGAUCGUCACUGUAACAUGGUCCUUGAAAAUGUUAGGGAAAUGUGGACUGAGAUACCCAAGACAGGCAAGGGAAAGAAGAAAGCACUUCCAGUCAACAAGGAUCGAUUCAUCAGUAAAAUGUUCAUUCGAGGGGAUUCAGUCAUCAUUGUACUCAGGAAUCCCAAGUGAGCCUUCUCAGCUUAAAUGCCAUUUCAUGUAGGCACUGAUAUGCCAUGAACUGUUAUCUUGUUUUGGGACUGGCUAGAAGAUACAUCAGUCUUUAUCAUGUUGAACUUUGUUUCUUUUGAAUACAAUGGUUAGAAUUGAUGAGUA
Messenger RNA from Musa acuminata AAA Group (dessert banana), 767 nucleotides. RefSeq lists its product as uncharacterized. Gene Ontology annotation, cellular component: U4/U6 x U5 tri-snRNP complex; catalytic step 2 spliceosome; precatalytic spliceosome. Lineage: Eukaryota; Viridiplantae; Streptophyta; Magnoliopsida; Zingiberales; Musaceae. Gene Ontology annotation, biological process: spliceosomal snRNP assembly; RNA splicing. The record is from RefSeq and is a predicted model, not a curated record. Gene Ontology annotation, molecular function: RNA binding. Bases 309 to 623 code for a protein of 104 amino acids. The transcript has 5 exons.